GGCGUCACGUGAGCCCGAGUCUUGUGACUGGCCUGCGAGGAGCGAAGCACAUUGCCGCGGCUGGCGCGCCGUGCAGCUCCGGAGUUGCGCGGUGGGUGCGUUCCUGGCGCGGGUGGGCGCGCUGUCGGGCCGGAUCCGUCCAUGCCCAGGGGGCGAAAAAGGCGGCUUGCUGCUGCUGCUGCUGGAGCUGCCGGCUGGGCGGCGUAGCGGGGCGAGGCUGCCUCCCCUUUCCCGCCCUUCCUCUCCACCCUCCGGGCACCGAGCCUGCGUGCGCUCUCCGCCUCUCUCGGGCUCGGAGAGUUGCGCGCCCCUCCGCGCUCUCCCGCCUGCCUUGCGGGCUUCUCCUCGCGGCUGAUCCCCCGGCGGGGGCGGCCAGGAGCAGCCUCCUCCUCCUCCGCCCUCCCCUUGGAGGAUCAUGGACAGCAAACCCCUCCUCCAGGAUAGACCCCCGGCUUACAGCCCCGCUAGCCAAGCGGGCGCCGGCUACGAGUACGGGGGGCCGAACAGCUACGGAGCCAUCCCGGCGCCCCAGCACGGUUUCCAGCCGCCGCCGCCCUACACGUACCCCACCGGUCCUGGAGCUGGAUAUGUUGUGCCUUCGGGUCCACCGGCGCAUAACUACCCCAACACCACGUACACGAUAAUCCAGCAACCUCCCACCACGUCCGUCGUCGUCGUUGGCGGCUGCCCAGCUUGCAGAGUUGGUGUAUUGGAAGACACUUUCACCUGUCUCGGUGUCUUUUGUGCCAUCGUAUUCUUUCCUAUUGGAAUUCUCUUCUGUCUUGCAUUGAGGCAACGAAGAUGUCCUAACUGCGGGGCAACAUUUGGUUAAGGGAUCAACACAAAUAGGCUUUUUGGAAGCUGUAACUAUUGUAGUACCUUUUUCUAAUGUAAAUGUCAUGUACAAUCAAGUUUAUGCUUCCGAGAUGAUUUUGUAAAAGUGUGAUGAAAUUAGUCUGUCUCUUUCUCUUCUCUUGCAUGUGAAACUGAUCUAUGAGCAUGUGUGUGUGUGUGUGUGUGUGUGUGUGUGUGUGUGUGUAAGACACAAAUCCACCCCCAACCUGCCGCUUUGUGUUUAAAAUGCACCUUUUGGAAAUUUAAAUAAAAGUGGGUUUUUGCAACUUCACUGGGGCCCAGCUCUUUCUUCUAAAGAGAAUUAAAAUUUAGUAACGCCAGUGCAAAGGUUAACCACCAGGUAGACUUGUUCCAUUAGGCAUCUUUGCCUAAUAAAUGCAGUCUGAACUCACCACCAAGCCACCAAUUUCAUCUCCACCUUUAUUUAAUUUGAAAUUUAUAGUUGGCUCUUCAGCUGUUCUCAAAGCAGGUUACAAUUAAAACACAAAUUUGUUUCCUGCAACUUGUUUUUUUUUUAUGAAAAAUAUAGCAUGAAUACAACACAGUUUAUGCAUUACACACAUACAUUUGUGUCUCAGCAUCACCAUACCUAAACGCUACUUCUGGGAAUACAGGGGUGCAAGUACUCUGUUUGCACCUUGCUUAGACUCUGCCCCUCUAUGAACCAACAGCCUCCAAAUCCCACAAACUGGUUUAACAUGUGAAGUGUGUCAGGAAUGCUUUGAACUAGGGGAGUCAGCUGGUUUGCCCUUAAUUCACAUGUGAAAUGCACACAUCUCAUGGGUAGCAUUACAAGUUCUAACACAAUGCUUGACAUGUGCCGCAUCUUUGGAUAUACUUGACAGAACUUGAACAAGGUACCACUAGUUACAUUUAUUUGACCAGCACAUUAUCUUAAGCAACUGCCUUGCUCCAAACACUGCUUCUUAGAUGUCCAGCCUUAUAUGUACCCCAUGUUUGUGAUGUUAUCAGUGCUGCACAUAUUCCAGAGGACACACAUCCCCUUUCUAAAUCUAGGCUAAGAUCUGCUGGCUCGGAGCUUGGCUUCUGGAAAGGGGACAGGGAGUGUGUGCUUCACACUCUUAAUAUUUAAUAAAAACCCUAAUAUCUAUGCCAGGGGUAGGCAACCUAAGGCCCGGAGGCCAGAUGCGGCCGAAAUGCCUUCUAAAUCUGGCCCGCGGACGGUCCGGGAAUCAGCAAGUAGAAUGUGUCCUUUUAUUUAAAAUGCAUCUCUGGGUUAUUUGUGGAGCAUAGGAAUUCAUUCAUUCCCCACCCCCCACCCCAAAUAUAGUCCAGCCACCACACGGUCUGAGGGAUGGUGGACUGGCCCAUGGUUGAAAAAGGUUGCUGACCCCUGAUCUAUGCCAAUGAAGGUUGUAGACUUCAGCAUGGAAGUUCAGAGCAGUGAAAAAUACAUGCACGCACAUUCAUGCUUGUGGACAGCUGGUUCUGAUCUAAAACUCAAGAGAUUUAGUUAGUCCCUGCAGAUAUAAAAUCUGCUUGCCCUCAACCAAGCAGCCAAUGUGAUGCUUUCCAGAGCAUAUUGGCCUCAGCCAGCAUAAACUACAGCACUUCCAAACCCUGAUGGUUGGGUAACAACUUCUGGAAAGCACCUUAUUGGCUAGCCCUGCUCUGAAUGGCUACCCCAGUACCAGGAGCAAAACACGACAUGAACUACAGCUGGAAGUUAUGCCACAACUAUGAACAGAAGGCCUCCAGUACCUGCUGGGAUGCUUCUGCUAGUAAAGGUAAAGAGACCCCUGACCAGUCGUGACUGACUCUGGGGUUGCGGUGCUUAUCUCGCGUUAUUGGCCGAGGGAGCCGACGUACAGCUUCCAGGUCAUGUGUUAUUACCUCCGCUUCGG
Zootoca vivipara (common lizard) is the source of this 2720-nucleotide messenger RNA. It is a transcript of the gene BRI3, whose product is annotated as brain protein I3. Lineage: Eukaryota; Metazoa; Chordata; Lepidosauria; Squamata; Lacertidae. The record is from RefSeq and is a predicted model, not a curated record.